CUCCUUUAUUAAAGUUUCUUAUUGAAUCAACCUUUUUCACGACUUCGCCUUUUCAUAACAUUUUUAUUUAAAACUUACAUCUUGAUUGCAUUUUAGUUUUAAAAAAAAGUGUCUGUCAUAAUGGAGAGUGUUAGACAUGAGAAAGUAGUCGUUUUAAUACGUUAACAUUUUAUUUAAUGGCAUGUUUUAUUUUUUUGCUAAUGAGCAAUACAUUUUGAUUUGAAACAAUCUAGCAAACACAAUUAUCUGGGACUGUUUUUCUGUCAUAUGAUAUAGGUGUUGAUGGCAAAUGCUAGAUUUGAAAAUACAAUCUAAAAAUAAAAAAGUAUGAGUACAUUAAAAACACCUGAAGACUGGCGUCAAAGUGUUGCAAAUAUUUGUAAAGAUAUGGGCGUUUCCAAUUUUGAUACAGAAGCAUUGAAUGCUUUAACCCUUGUAUUACAGCAAGAAACAGUUAAAAUUUUAAAAAGUUGCACCGCAAUAGCUAAAUCUGAAGGACGCUCAACUAUUACAAUGACAAAUGCUCGUGUCGCAUGUCAUUUGUAUGAUACAUCUUCAAUCGUUAAUCCACGAUUUCACAAAAAAAAACUUUGCGAUUUAGCAGAAAUAAUUAACUCACAACCACUUUUACCAGAAUGCUUUAUGGAUCCGGAAUUGUGCACGAGUCUAAAUUUAUCCGCACCUCCAUGGAAGCUUUCAAAUUAUAAUAAAUCUGAAUGAUAUUCGAUGUUUUAAAAUUUUUUUCAUUUCUUU
This is a messenger RNA of Hylaeus volcanicus, 753 nucleotides long. RefSeq lists its product as uncharacterized. Gene Ontology annotation, biological process: DNA-templated transcription initiation. Lineage: Eukaryota; Metazoa; Arthropoda; Insecta; Hymenoptera; Colletidae. Gene Ontology annotation, molecular function: protein heterodimerization activity. Bases 328 to 720 code for a protein of 130 amino acids. The record is from RefSeq and is a predicted model, not a curated record. The transcript has 3 exons.